GGGAUUCUCUGCCUUACUUGAACACACAUAGACCACCCAGGGAGUUGCUUCUAGAAUCUACUGAGAACCUCGAAGAUGCCUAACUGGGGUGGAGGAGCAAGCUGUGGGGCUUGUGGAAAAACAGUCUAUCAUGCGGAGGAAAUCCAAUGCAAUGGGAGAAGUUUCCACAAGACUUGCUUCCACUGCAUGGCUUGCAGGAAAUCUCUGGACAGUACAACAGUAGCAGCUCAUGAAUCUGAGAUCUAUUGUAAAUCAUGCUACGGGAGGAAAUACGGCCCCAAAGGAAUUGGAUUUGGACAAGGUGCUGGCUGCCUUAGCACUGAUACUGGUGAACAUCUUGGAUUGCAAUUCCAACAGUCCCCCAAGACAGCUCGGUCAACUACCAGCAACCCUUCCAAAUUUACCCCCAAGUUUGGUGAGGUGGAGAAAUGCCCUCGCUGUGGCAAAUCAGUCUAUGCUGCUGAAAGAAUAAUGGGUGGUGGCAAACCAUGGCACAAGACUUGUUUCCGCUGCGCCAUCUGUGGAAAAAGCUUAGAAUCUACAAAUGUCACUGACAAAGAUGGAGAACUUUAUUGCAAAGUUUGCUAUGCCAAAAAUUUUGGCCCCACAGGGAUUGGGUUUGGAGGUCACACAAAACAAGUGGAGAGGAAAGAGUGA
Vombatus ursinus (common wombat) is the source of this 657-nucleotide messenger RNA. It is a transcript of the gene CSRP3, whose product is annotated as cysteine and glycine rich protein 3. The transcript is spliced from 6 exons. The record is from RefSeq and is a predicted model, not a curated record. Gene Ontology annotation, cellular component: cytoplasm; nucleus; Z disc. Gene Ontology annotation, molecular function: structural constituent of muscle; actinin binding. Gene Ontology annotation, biological process: muscle tissue development; sarcomere organization; cardiac muscle contraction. The coding region runs from base 76 to 657 and encodes 193 amino acids. Lineage: Eukaryota; Metazoa; Chordata; Mammalia; Diprotodontia; Vombatidae.